GAUAUAUCUUGUGUAACAAUACUUGUAAACUUGACUUGUACCUCAAGUCCUUGUGCAUAUAAAUAGAAAUAGAGGGAGAGGAGGCGUGCCAUCGAGCAGCCCAUUGUUUCAUGGUAUCAGAGCGGGUCAUCCUCCCCGCCGCCUAAACCCUCUCCCUCCCUCUCCAAAAACCCUAACCCUAGCCGUCAACCUCCCUCACCUCUCCCACCAUGACUCCCGAAGAGAUCGCCGCCAAGGAGCGCGAGCUCGAGGCUCGUGCCAAAGCCCUAGAUGACCGCGAAGCCUCCAUCAACCAGCAGAUCCUCGCCGCCACCAACGCCGCCGCCGUCUCCCUUCCGGCUGGCCAAACCCCUUCCCCAAACCCUAACCCCACCGAACCCACCACCACCAGUCCCUCCACCUACGCCACCUCAAUCAAACUCCACGUGCCGAUCACCCUCAGCCUCACCGACGGCAACUACACAAGCUGGAGGGAGCUCUUCCUCGUCGCUCUCGGCCGCUACGGCCUCACCGCCCACGUCACCGGCGAGGCUACUCCCUCCGACACGUCUGCCACCUCUGCUUGGGGCCGUGAUGACUACACCGUGCUCUCCUGGAUCUACGGCUCUAUCGACACCGACCUCCUCGGCAUCGUCAUGCGUCCCGGCUCCACCCCGCUCACCAUCUGGGACGCCAUCGAGAAUCUCUUCCGCGACAACAAGAAGCACCGCGCCAUCCAGCUCGAGGCCGACUUCCGCAACACGCCACAGGGCGAUCUCUCCAUCAGCGACUACUACGCCAAGCUCAAGAACCUCGCCGACUCCCUCACUGACGUCGGCCAGCCCAUCAGCGACGAAACGCUGGUUCUGACGCUCCUCCGAGGCCUUAAUGACACUUACGCCCAUCUGCGUUCGUUUCUCCCCUUUCAGGUGCCGUUCCCCUCGUUUCUUCAGACGCGCUCCGCCCUCAUCCUGGAAGAAACCCAGCGACGCACCGACGCAAGCAACGCCGCCUCUACUGCACUCUGGGCCAUGGGCCAGAGCGUGCUGCCCAACAAUGGGGGCGCCCGCGCCCCUCCUUCUGGCGAUCGAUCAUCGCCUGCUCCCUUCGGGGGCUCAUCGCCUGCUCCCUUCGGGGGCGAUCGCGCCGGCGGCCGCGGCACCAACUACUUCACCAACACCUUCCGCGGCGGAGGCCGCGGACGCGGCAGCGGACGAGGACGUGGGCGCGGCCGCGACAACCCCUGGCAGUUCAAUCCCUGGACGGGGGCCCCUACUCUCGCGCUCACCGACGGCAUGGCAGCCGCCGUCCCCGGGCCUCCUCGGCCCGCGCCCCGACGAUGA
Messenger RNA from Lolium perenne, 1322 nucleotides. The record is from RefSeq and is a predicted model, not a curated record. Lineage: Eukaryota; Viridiplantae; Streptophyta; Magnoliopsida; Poales; Poaceae.